This is a messenger RNA of Nilaparvata lugens (brown planthopper), 546 nucleotides long. RefSeq lists its product as uncharacterized. The transcript has 3 exons. The coding region runs from base 1 to 546 and encodes 181 amino acids. NCBI's taxonomy places the organism in Eukaryota, Metazoa, Arthropoda, Insecta, Hemiptera, Delphacidae. The record is from RefSeq and is a predicted model, not a curated record.
AUGGAUAAGAGCAUGGAGAAGUUCCUGACUCGUAAGGAAGACUCUUCAAUAAGAGCAUGGAGACGAAAGGCAUGUGACCGUGAUGUGUGGAGGGCUUUUGUGCGAGAGGCUAAAGCUCACAUCGAGCUCGAGGACGGCGCAUGCGCAUUGAGGGAAGAAGGAGGUUGGCAUACUACCAGACAUAAUCGACACGAGAGAUGGCCUGUCCUGGUCAAGUUGGAUCUGCUGGAAGAUGUGGUCGUCAAUGAUGAUGAGGAACAGGACACAAGUCAAGACAGCUCGAGCCUGGACCAAUCAGCUGAUCCCAACACUGGCACUCUAGGCAGGGGUCACUUCUACCUGCCGCUGGACAGCGACGAUCAGCUGAUGGCUGGAUCAGCUGAUUCCCAGCUGACUGCAGCUGAUGGCCAGCUGAUGCGACAGCGUAGGGCGGCCACUCUGCCAGCUAGAGGCACCAGUGAUAGACUGAUGCCUGGGUAUCAGCAUAUACGAAGCUAUAGUGAGAGCAAAGCUGAUGAGGAGUGUCCCAGUGGUGAUUCCAGGUAA